CUCACUGGUGUUCUUCGUUUGUGUUGGGCGCUUCUGUGCAUCCUGGGGGGGGCACCCCUGGACGCGUGUCUUGGCCGGCGGCGGAGGGUCUCGUGCUCUCGAGGGACGUUCUGCUGGCCCAGGUCCGACUGCAGGCGGCCAUCCUGGCCCCACCUCUCCUCGGCAGUGACCACCCGGUGUCAACGCCGCCCAGGGAGCGUGCAGCGUCUGUGCCUCCCAAGGAGUCCGCCGAGGCGGAGGACGAGAAGAAGAAUGCCCAGAAGGAUUCGGGGGCGAGGCCAAGGCGGCGCAGGUGCGCAUGCAGGGCGCCAGCCUCGAGGUCCCAGAGGCCAAGCCAGGUGCCGCCAGCCCGCUGAACCCGAGCGGCGACUAGCCGCGCAGCGCGACUGGACGCAUUGGACCCGGAAGCAGGUCGCCGAGGCCGUGAAGGGCCUCAGGCACACCGGCGGUAGCGGCUGCAUCCUGGACACCGUGGAGCUCCUCGACAAGUCCAAGGUCGAGUGUUCGAUCACCACCAAGAAGGGCGUUCGCGCCCUCUACUACGAGAUGGACCUCGAGGUGUCCUGGAAGGGCAGGGCUGCGCCCCGGCUCCGGCCCCAGGAGGGCAGCGGGGAGCUGGACGGCGUGAUCCGGGUGUACAACAUCGCGCACGACACGACGUUUCAGCUGGGUGGCCCAGCCACGCCCUCCCGGGCAUCGGCGUUUUCGUGUCCCACCCAGCAGGUUCAGGUCGUCAGAUUGAGAGCUCGCCGCCCACCAAGAACCACACCGACCCAACCCGAAGGUCCCGAUCUGCAU
Molecule: messenger RNA, 798 nt
Organism: Prorocentrum cordatum
Lineage: Eukaryota; Dinophyceae; Prorocentrales; Prorocentraceae
Source: the annotation of a GenBank genome assembly